Molecule: messenger RNA, 493 nt
Organism: Oncorhynchus masou masou (cherry salmon)
Lineage: Eukaryota; Metazoa; Chordata; Actinopteri; Salmoniformes; Salmonidae
Product: GATA zinc finger domain-containing protein 14-like
Exons: 1
Source: RefSeq, a predicted model, not a curated record
CAACAACAACCACAACAACAACCACUACAACAACCGCAACAACAACCACAUCAACAACCACAACAACCACAACAACAACCACAACAACAACAACCGCAACAACAACCACUACAACAACCGCAACAACAACCACUACAACAACCGCAAUAACAACCACUACAACAACCACAACAACCACAACAACAACCACUACAACAACCGCAACAACAACCACAUCAACAACCACAACAACAACAACAACCACAACAACCACAACAACAACCGCAACAACAACCACUACAACAGCCGCAACAACAACCACUACAACAACCACAACAACAACCGCAACAACAACCACAACAACAACCGCAACAACAACCACUACAACAACCGCAACAACAACCACUACAACAACCGCAACAACAACCGCAACAACAACAACCACAACAACAACCGCAACAACAACCACUACAACAACCGCAACAACAACCACAUCAACAACCACAACAACCAC